GCCUAUGUAUACAGAUUCGUGUUCUAUCGCUACAAUCCUGGACAAGUCUCGCACGUAACCUCUCGAAUCGAUUCUACCUUUCGUAGUGUGUGUACUCUCAAUCUGUUUCAUGCCACCAAUGGAGCAACUCCGAUAUAAGCCGCUAGAUCGCGAUAGUGGUGCAAUUCGCUUGGUUCGCCUUCUUCCAGGCACGAAUGAGCCUAUUCGGCUUGAACUCAUUCACUCGAAUUUUGAUGAGGAGCCACAUAUUCCUUAUGAGGCUUUGUCGUACGUAUGGGGGUCUCCAAAUGAGGGCCGGGCAGUAGAGGUCGACGUUCAGCAAUUGACGAUCACUCCGAAUCUGAAUCUGGCGCUACUGAGAUUGCGUCGCGCAAAUGAAGACCGGAUCUUAUGGAUCGAUGCGAUUUGCGUCAACCAGUCUGAUGACAAGGAGAAAAGUGAACAGGUGGCAAAAAUGGCCAAUACAUUCGCAAGAGCCGAGAAAGUAAUUAUCUGGAUAGGUGAAUCCACACCUGAAACGGACGUGGUCUUCCAUUUAAUGCAAUUUCUGGAAAUGGAAGCACAGAAAUAUCCGUAUGAGAACUGGGAGCCUUCAGACAAACGGUGGUUGAGGCUAUGGUCUACCGUUGGAAAUUCAAAUGAAGAUCUUGUCUUGCAACGGGGCAAGGGUUUAGAGAGCAUUCUGUCUCGACCUUGGUUCCAAAAAGUAUGGAACAUUCAAGAAUUCUCCAAAGCACCGGCUGCUGAAGUGGUGUGCGGCCUGGAAACAGUAUCAGCUCCUAUAUUUGUGGUCGCGCUAUUUCUGGUAGCCGGUUCGCAGUUUCAAGCAGUCUUUGGUCUUAUUUAUGGACUUGAGCAGAAGUACUCCUGGUCGACAGAGCUCCCAGAUCUCUGCAAAAGUCUACUGAAGCACAAGGAGUGGCUGGCGGUCGACUUCGCGGAUAAAAUAUAUGGAUUGCUUGGCCUUUGGUCACACGAACAUACUAAAGAGCUCGUGCCAGACUAUCCCAAGAUUUCAGCAGAGUCGAUUCAAGACGCUAUUGCGGCUGUACUAGGGUUUGACGUCGGCUGGAAAUCUACAUGUCGCUUACCAGAGUGGGAGCUAUCAGAGUUGCACGAGAAUCUUUUUUCACUGGUCGACAAAGUUAGUAGAUGGGCCGUCAGAGAAAGGCAACUUAUAACACUGGAGGCUAUCAUGGACCGAAAUAAGGUCCGAGUUGUCGGGAGCAGUUUUCAUCCGGGGAGUCUCUUGUGGGAACCAAUCCUGCUUCACGACACGGAGAUGGCGAAGUUGCUCUUCGAAAAGGGCACAGACGUAGACCUUCGCAACGAAGGUUCGUGCAAUGCGCUCGUUGCUGCUUUGAAGAAUGGUCACAAGCAAACAGUAGAGCUAUUACUCGAGAGAUUCACCGAAGUUGUCAGAAGCUACGUCGAUAACUCUGACUUACCUAGUGGAAAGGGUCGUGAUGGUUCCCAAGUGGUGUUGACUGAUGACACUAACAGCUCUACAAAGAACAGCCAUACAUUUGUCAAUUCGACCAGUGAUCGAGAAGAAUACGAUGGCAUGACAAAAGUAGAUCUAGGAGGGUCCCACCGAGUCCUCGAUACUUGGUUUCAGCAACAGAAGUUCGAAAACGUCGAUGUUCAGUCGCUCGUUUCCGAAGAGGGCGACACGGCCUCUGACACCUCAAUGCCUUUGUCGUCAUGGGCUAGCGAGACGGAACUUACCAUCGUUGGUGUCCUUGCCAACAGUUCUAUUCUUUCUCCGCUGUACUCAAAGGCGCUGCAACUCAUGCCCGAAGAACGAUUUAUCAACAAUUUCAGACGUUUACUGCGGGCUUUCCAUGGAAGUCUCGUAGCAUCCGACAAUUCGAAUAUCACACGCCAGCUUGCAAAACUUUUGAGGUCUAAGCAACGCCAAAGUAGGAUUGCCAGGAUGUUCGUAGCCCGACACGUAGCUUUGCAAAGCUCUUGGAAUGAGGAGGAUCUCGCCAGUUUACGUGACAAGGAGAAGCAAGCUUAUACAAACGUGGACGGUUGGCUUGAUAAAACUAUUGUCUCCUCUACUAUCAUCGAUAAUCAAGCAGACAGCUCAGGAGAUAUGAAUACAGAGUCCGAAAGUGGUAACGACAGCGACUCUGAGUUUGAUGGCGAAGAGAACAUGUCUCAUUUUGCCCAGUAUCCGAGAUUAGACCUUGUUGUUCAGAAGCUCGUAGAAGGAAGACCUUUCCAAGAUAUGCUGACCAGCUUCAAAGAGCUUCUUCUACCACCUGGGCUUCUGAAAGAGCUGUUACCGAUACCAAGAGACAGCAUCACCUAUGGAACAACGGAAGAAAAUGGUCUUCUGUCAACUGUUCAGGGGUUUUUAGAGAAGAUCACCGCGUUGGAAUGGGAUUGGUGGCCGCUAUCGCCUAGGAUGAGAUCACUGAAACCCAGUGAAACACGUGUUUAUUGGAAAUGUUUUUGUGGAACAAAUCGAUGGAGAGAACUGAAAAUGGAGCAACAAGAGAUUUUAGACGAGGUUCUCAAGGAGUCUUCCGCCGAUGAUCAUCCUCGACCGCUUUGUGCUUUACUCCGAGACACAAAAAGCGCUAGCUGUAUGAAGACAUCUAGUCUUUCUCAACACGCAGCCAGUCAACCACAUCAAGAUGCUGGUCCCAAUUCUCACAUUUCCGCUUCUUCUAACGUAUCACCUUCAUCACUUGGAACUCAGGCGAUGCGAUCACAGCCCGGGAGUGAUGCUGUUUCACAAGCAGCAGGGAAUGGACCUGUACAACCUACCUCCGCGAGUACAUCAUCCUCGCAAGACUCAUCAGGAAACAACUCAGCAUACAACAAGCAGCUCUGGGUGAAUUUUGGAGUGGAUGGCUCAUGGACUCCAACGGAACUAGACCAGCUUGGUGGCCUCAACUUGGUGAGCGACUCCGCCUUCCUACGGAACCUUGGAAGAAGACACCGUGAGAUAAGGGGUUGGUUUCGCCACUACUUUUCAUUCCGCAUCAUAAGCUACUGGGAAUUUCUCCGGUUCAAAAGACUGCCACUACUUCCUCCUCAGACUAUCGAUGUUGAGGCAGAUUUGCCCACAUCUAGCGACUACGAAUAUGAUCCGAGGCCACCGCGCGCGACAAGAGAUAAGCCUGGCAUCACCAAGCACGAAUUCGAAGUCUAUGUACGACUCUGUCUGGAUCCCUGCUGGCUGUCAUCUCUGCUCAUGCCACACAAGUGCCGCACAGUAGGAGAUUCCGCUGUUGAUAUCGUCGAUAAGAUUCCAAAGUACAAGAAGCUUUUGGAACAGCGCGCCCAAGGAGACGAGCACGUUUGGGGUAUAAGAGCAAGAUACGUUGUGUCUGGUAUUCGUGUGGUUGCGCUUCACAUUGCAAUUCUUUGCAUCUCUUUUGGCGUGUGGAUCUGGUGGCAAUGGAAGCAUCCGGAUGACCUCCAAGGAGCCGCGGUUGCGCUCACAGCUGCGUUCCUGCUCAUAUCUACAUUUUGGAGUGCGACUGGUGUUCUUAGGGAUUUACGCUAGCUUCGCAGGAGUUUGUUUGGUGGUAAAACGUAUGCCAUCUUCCAAGAUAUGCUAUUCAUUGAUCAGACAGGAUAUUCGUGGUGGCAAGAGCAUUGAGCUUUGCCAGGGCGCAAGGCGCAACGCAUGUUCGUUCAUGAACAUCAACGCUAUGGAUACAGACAUACGCCUUAGACGUAUAUACUAGCAUCAAGGAUCAUGCUCUUUGCUAUUGCGCGCUGUUGUAGACGAUAGCUUCGAGUUGUUAUCCACACCUGUCAACUUCAUGUUCGCAAGCGGC
Alternaria alternata is the source of this 3803-nucleotide messenger RNA. Its product is annotated as HET-domain-containing protein. Gene Ontology annotation, molecular function: protein binding. The transcript has 4 exons. The coding region runs from base 110 to 3526 and encodes 1138 amino acids. The record is from RefSeq and is a predicted model, not a curated record. Lineage: Eukaryota; Fungi; Ascomycota; Dothideomycetes; Pleosporales; Pleosporaceae.